GACUUUUUCAUCAAAAACUAUACAUUAUUUAAAGCCACUACUUAAACGAAAAACAAGUCAUCAUUUAACUCAUUAGGAAUUAGAUGUUAAUGUGAAAUGUGUUGAAUUGUGAGAAGAAAAUAAAUGAAUAAAAAUGGGUGAACCGCAAAUUGAAGACGUUUUAAAAAAUAUCUACGAUUUAUACGAAGGUCCUGAUCUUGCUUUAAAAGAAAAAGCAUCGACAUGGCUUGCGGAUUUUCAAAAAUCUAUUUACUCAUGGAAGGUGGCGGAUCAUCUUCUACAGCAGAAAAAUGACUUGAAUUCUUGCUAUUUUGCAGCACAAACAAUGAGAAGUAAAAUUCAACACUCCUUUCACGAGCUUCCUGAAUCCUCACAUACUUCUCUUCGCGACUCAAUUGUUUCUCACAUCGAGCAUAUAACUUUAGAAACAAAUCCAAUUAUAACAAAACAACUUUGUUUGGCUCUUUCAAAUCUCGUUCUAUUGAUGGCAUCAUGGGAGAAGCCGAUAGAGUUUCUCCUUGAAAAGUUUUCUUCCAAACAUGACUCUAUUCAACCUUUACUGCUGACUUUAACUUACAUACCCGAAGAACUUGACGCGCGAUAUCUUCGACUUGGUGACAAUCGACGAAAACAAAUCAUUAAAGAACUCGAAAGCAGUUCACCAAUUUUAAUAAAUUUCCUUCAGAGUUGCUUAACGAACAGUGAUGGGGCUUUCGCUCAAAAGAUUCAAAUCGAUGUCAUAUCGUGCUUCACAUCUUGGGUGAAAAUGAACUGCAUCCCAUUAUCAGAUGCUUCAGGUUCUUACGUCUUCUCAUAUGCUUUUCAAAUACUCGUAAAUCCUGCUGUAUCAAAACUCAUCAAGGAUGUGAUCUUCAUUGUCAAAAGUAUAAGUUGUUUCGAGAGAAUGUUUCGAAUCUUACAAACACCGAACGUGUCAUGGGAAGCUACAGAAGCAGCACUUUUCAUUAUGGAAGCUACAGCAAGAAACAUUUACACUGAAGAAGAUCGAAUUGCACCACAAGUUAUUGAAGCAAUUCUCCAACUUCCUGAUAAUUGUCACAUUGCAAUUCGUUACACUUCAGUGAAUAUUCUCGGUCAACUUUGUGAUUGGAUUGCAGCCCAUCCGACGGUAUUGGAAAGAGUUUUAAACUUUCUUCUAAAUGCAUUACAAAGGAAAGAAAGUUUAGCAUCAGCAUCAGCUCAGUCACUACAAUUAAUCUGUUCAGCAUGUCAUCGUGAUAUGAUUCAUCAUAUCAGUGGACUUAUUGAAAUUGCACGUUGCUUAGAAAUGUUUGAGAUUGCACCAGAUGCUGCAAUUGUUUUAUUAAAAGGAAUUGCAAUCAUAAUCAAUCGAUUGCCAUCUGAACAGAUAUUAAAUGUGAUGAGACAAUUGUGCGGAUUCCAAAUAACUCACAUUCAUAUGUUGAUGGAGAAAGACAACAAAACCGACCCAACACAAUGGAUUGAUCGUUUAGCAUCAAUUUAUCGUCAUGUUAAUCCUAAAUUAGAGAAGAAUCAGCAACAAGAGAAUCCUGCCACAAUUGUCAUCUUGGAGCAUUGGCCUGAAUUAUCUCGAAUGAUUGAUUGCUAUCAACAUGAUGCAAAAAUCAUGGAAAGGAUUGUUCGUUGCAUUCGUUAUGCCAUUCGAUGUAUCUCAGAGCAAUCAUUGCCAAUUCUUGAACCUUUAGUGAAGCAAAUGGUGGAAGUUUAUGCAACACACACACAUAGUUGCUUGCUUUAUCUUGGCAGCAUUCUAGUCGAUGAAUUUGGUCACGAUAUGAGAUGCGUGAAUGGACUUCUUAAAAUGCUCGAAGCAUUCAUCGAGCCAACAUUCAACAUUCUUCAAAUGGAGAAUGGAUUGAAGAAUCAUCCAGACACAGUCGAUGACUUCUUUCGUUUAGCUGUUCGUUACAUUCAACGGAUGCCACUGCAUUUCCUUCAAAGUCCUAUUGUAUCGCCAAUUAUACAAUGUGCAACACUUGCUUGUACCCUCGAUCAUCGUGAUGCUAAUGCUUCGGUUAUGAAAUUUAUUUCGAACCUUUUGGCACAUGGAAAACCAAAUGGCAAUUCUGAAAUUCGUCCUUUUGUUCAGCAUAUUGUGGAGUUACAAGGAGAAACUUUAGUUGGAAAUUUACUUUACUCCUCAAUAUUCUGUUUGCAUCAUAAUAUGUUAGGAGAUGUUGCUGAUGCUCUUUUGGAAAUCAAAAUAAUAAAUAAUGAUGCGUUUGGUGAAUCCGUGCAGAAAUCAUUGAGUCAACUUCCAAGGAAAAAUGCUGGUGGAUCUGUAACAGCGACUGACACACAAAUGGCUGAAUUUUAUCAAUGCAUUACCAAAGCAAAUGUAAGUGUGCGACAAGUGACACAUGCACUUGAUGACUUUUGUCGAUUGUUUCGGUAAAAAAAAUGAAUGAAAGGCAGCAUUUUAGAAGUGAGACAACAUGGAAACGAAUGGAACAUAAAUACAACAAAAUAAUUAGAUUAAUAACAAUUAAUGUAUUCAAUAUAUUGAAAAUAAAAAGAGAAAAUGUUAAACUUGAAAACUUC
This is a messenger RNA of Clunio marinus, 2544 nucleotides long. The record is from the annotation of a GenBank genome assembly. Lineage: Eukaryota; Metazoa; Arthropoda; Insecta; Diptera; Chironomidae.